Brassica napus (rape) is the source of this 363-nucleotide messenger RNA. The record is from the annotation of a RefSeq genome assembly. NCBI's taxonomy places the organism in Eukaryota, Viridiplantae, Streptophyta, Magnoliopsida, Brassicales, Brassicaceae.
AUGUUUCUGCUUUACGAAUAUGAUAUUUUCUGGGCAUUUUUAAUAAUAUCAAGUGCUAUUCCUGUUUUGGCAUUUCUAAUUUCCGGGGUUUUAUCUCCAAUUACGAAGGGGCCGGAGAAACUUUCUAGUUAUGAAUCAGGUAUAGAACCGAUCGGGGAUGCUUGGUUACAAUUUAGAAUCCGUUAUUAUAUGUUUGCUCUAGUUUUUGUUGUUUUUGAUGUUGAAACCGUUUUUCUGUAUCCGUGGGCAAUGAGUUUCGAUGUACUAGGGGUAUCCGCUUUUAUAGAAGCUUUCAUUUUCGUGCUUAUCCUAAUUCUUGGUUUAGUUUAUGCAUGGCGAAAAGGAGCGUUGGAAUGGUCUUAG